GGUUAAGGGAGGGAGGCGCUCAGCGAGAGAGCGUUAAGGGAGGGAGUCGCUCAGAGAGGGGAAGGGAUCGCCCGUAUAGGUCGCCCAUACUAUCGCUGCCGACCCAUCAAGAAUGGGGCCGCCGGAGCUGCAGAUCUUCAACACGAUGAGCAAGAAGAAGGAGCUCUUCAAGCCGAGGGUGGAGGGCGAGGUGGGCAUGUACGUCUGUGGCGUCACGCCCUAUGAUUUCAGCCACAUCGGCCACGCCCGCGCCUACGUUGCUUUCGACGUCCUCCACAGAUAUCUGAUUUAUUUGGGCUACAGAGUUAAAUAUGUCCGGAACUUCACUGAUAUUGAUGACAAAAUUAUCAAAAGAGCAAAUGAUUCUGGAGAGGAUCCAUUAAGUUUAAGUGCUCGUUUCAGUCAAUUUUUCCUGGAAGACAUGGCUGAACUUCAAUGUGCACCUCCUACUGAUGAACCACAUGUUUCUGAUCAUAUUGAUCAAAUCAAGGACAUGGUAACCAAGAUUAUCGAGAAUGGCUGUGGCUAUGUCAUUGAUGGAGACGUUUACUUCUCUGUUGAUAAUUUUCCUGAUUAUGGUCGGUUAUCUGGGAGGAAACUUGAUGAUAACCGCGCAGGUGGAGGUGGACGUGUUUCUGUUGAUUUGAGGAAGAGGAAUCCAGCUGAUUUUGCGUUAUGGAAGUCUGCAAAGCCUGGUGAACCAUGGUGGGAGAGCCCUUGGGGCCCAGGACGACCGGGAUGGCAUAUUGAGUGCAGUGCCAUGAGUUCUCAUUAUUUGGGUCAUGCAUUUGACAUUCACGGUGGAGGUAAGGAUUUGGCUUUUCCACAUCAUGAAAACGAGCUUGCACAGAGUUGUGCAGCUUGUCCAGAAAGCCACGUGAGCUAUUGGAUGCAUAAUGGCUUUGUCAACAAGGAUAAUCAGAAGAUGUCCAAGUCUGAUAACAAUUUUUUCACAAUUCGCGACAUUAUUGCAAAGUAUCAUCCUUUGGCUUUGAGAUUCUUUUUAAUGCGCACACAUUAUCGCGCCGAUGUAAAUUAUUCGGACAGGCAGCUGGAUACUGCCUCUGAUCGUGUCUUUUAUAUUUAUCAGACACUUUAUGACUGUGAGGUAGCUCUGUCCAACUUCCGUGAGGGAAGCCUUGGAGACAAAAUCCCAGCUGAUGUCAAGGAAUUGAUCAACAAUUUCCAUACUGGGUUCCUAGCAUCAAUGUCUGAUGACCUUCAUACCACAGCUGUCCUUGAUGAUCUCAUGGAACUAUUGAAGGCCAUAAACAACAACUUGAAGAAGUUCAAAGGAAAGAAGCAGCAGCAAGCACUGAUUUAUGCUCUGAUCGCACUGGAGAAAGAAGUUAAGGAUGCUCUCAGCACUUUGGGCCUGCUGUCAUCAACCCCUGCCAAGGUUUUGAAUCAACUGAAAGCCAAGGCACUGGAGAGAGCUGGGCUGACAGAGGAAGAAGUUCAGCAGCAAAUAGAGGGGAGAGCUUUGGCGAGGAAGAAUAAAGAAUUUGAGAAAUCUGACCAGAUAAGGGAAGAGCUGUAUGUCAAAGGCAUUGCACUUAUGGAUGAACCAAAGGGAACAAUUUGGAGACCAUGUGAGCCACCUGAAAAACAAUCAGAAGAGGUUCCUAAUUCUGAUACAAGUAAGCCCGAAUCAUCUGCGUCAGCUCCGACCACUCCCGUUUAAGAUACUGAUAUUUAUAAAUUGUAUUUGCAUCUAUAUUUUUGCGGAGCAAAUUAUAGUACCAAGCAGUCAUCGUUGUGCAACUAUAUACGAAAUUUGUACUAUGAAGGGUAUGAUGAAAUGAGCAAUGGUAUGGUGAUGAACUACAUUUAUACUGUCAAUUUUUGAAGUUGACCAGUUUACUGAAA
Molecule: messenger RNA, 1869 nt
Organism: Dioscorea cayenensis subsp. rotundata (Guinea yam)
Lineage: Eukaryota; Viridiplantae; Streptophyta; Magnoliopsida; Dioscoreales; Dioscoreaceae
Product: cysteine--tRNA ligase CPS1, chloroplastic/mitochondrial-like
Exons: 9
Coding region: 113-1684 (523 amino acids)
Biological process (GO): cysteinyl-tRNA aminoacylation
Cellular component (GO): cytoplasm
Molecular function (GO): cysteine-tRNA ligase activity; ATP binding
Source: RefSeq, a predicted model, not a curated record